GACACCUCGCUGGACAUCAUGUAUGGAUUCAUCAACACCUGUCUGCAGUCUCUCGUGACAGAGAAAUUCGGUGAAGAGAUGUGGGAAAAACUGAGGGCUUCUGCAGAAGUGCAAGAUGCCUUCAUGACCUACACCGUGUAUGAUGACGUCAUCACCAUUAAGCUCAUCCAAGAAGCCUGCAAGGUUCUGGACGUAUCCAUGGAAGCCAUUCUGAAGCUCUUUGGCGAAUACUUCUUCAAGUUCUGUAAGAUGUCUGGCUACGACAGGAUGCUGCGGACCCUGGGAGGGAGUCUCACAGAGUUUAUUGAAAACCUAGAUGCCCUCCACAGUUACCUGGCACUGUCCUACCAGGAAAUGAACGCACCGUCCUUUCGAGUUGAGGGAGGAGCUGACGGGGCAAUGCUUCUCCAUUACUACUCAGACAGAAGUGGCCUCUGCCACAUUGUACCAGGCAUCAUCGAAGCUGUGGCCAAGGACUUCUUUGACACUGAUGUGACCAUGAGCAUCCUUGACAUGAACGAAGAGGUGGAGAGGACAGGGAAGAAGGAGCAUGUCGUGUUUCUGGUUGUACAGAAGGCUCGCAGACAGACGAAAAGGGCAGAGGCCAACAGGCCGCACAACAGUGAGGACAUCCACACAGACCAAGAGGCUCUCAAGACAACGGUCUGUACGAUGAAGGAGAAAUAUUUGAGCAUCUCUGUUGGCCCUGAGGAGAAAUCUCACAGGGAUGCGAAGGCAUCAGUCGUGUUUGGAAAAGGGCCCUUCAGGGAUGCCUUCCAGCCUGUCUAUCCGGAGAGACUGUGGAUCGAAGGGGAGGUGUUCUGCAAUGCUUUUCCUUUCCACCUUGUUUUUGAUGAAGCACUAAGGGUCAAGCAAGCUGGAGUGAAUAUUCAGAAGUACAUCCCUGGACUCCUAACCCAGAAGUUUGGAAUAGAUGAAUAUUUCUCCCUCAUCCACCCUCAAGUUACCUUCAGCAUCUCCAGCAUCUGCAAGUUCAUUAACAGCCAAUUUGUCCUGAAGGCACGAAGAGAAAUGAUGCCCAGAGCAUGGAAGAGCCAGCCAACACUCAAACUCCGGGGCCAGAUGAUCUGGAUGGACUCUCUGGAGUGCAUGAUCUUCAUGUGUUCUCCAAAGCUCUGCAGCCUGCAAGAGCUCGAAGAGAGCAAGAUGCAUCUUUCUGACAUCGCCCCCCAUGAUACCACCAGGGAUCUCAUCCUCCUCAACCAGCAAAGGCUGGCAGAGAUGGAGCUGUCCCGCCAGCUGGAGGAGAAGAAGGAGGAGUUGCGUAUCCUCUCCAAGCACUUGGCCAUCGAGAAGAAGAAGACGGAGACCUUGCUGUAUGCCAUGCUGCCUGAACACGUGGCCAACCAGCUCAAGGAGGGCAAAAAGGUGGCAGCUGGAGAAUUUGAAACGUGUACAAUCCUUUUCAGUGAUGUGGUGACAUUUACCAACAUCUGUGCAGUCUGUGAACCUAUCCAAAUAGUGAAUAUGCUGAACUCAAUGUACUCCAAGUUUGACAGGCUAACCAGUGUUCACGAGGUCUACAAAGUGGAAACAAUAGGUGAUGCCUACAUGGUGGUGGGUGGCGUACCAGUACCUGUUGAGAGCCAUGCUCAGAAAGUUGCUAAUUUUGCUUUGGGCAUGCGAAUUUCUGCAGAGGAAGUGAUGAAUCCUGUCACUGGAGAACCCAUCCAGAUCAGAGUGGGAAUCCAUACUGGACCAGUCUUGGCAGGUGUCGUGGGAGACAAGAUGCCCCGGUACUGCUUGUUCGGUGAUACUGUAAAUACAGCCUCGAGGAUGGAAAGUCACGGGCUUCCCAACAAAGUGCAUCUGAGCCCCACAGCCUACAGAGCCCUGGAAAACAAAGGGUUUGACAUUGUCAAGAGAGGAGAGAUUGAAGUGAAAGGGAAAGGAAAAAUGACCACAUACUUUCUGAUCCAGAACCUGAAUGCCACCGAGGAUGAAAUCAUGGGGCGAACUACAGCUCUCACCCAUCCGAAGGGUAAAAACUCUCUUCUCUCCAGGAACAGAGUGACCAGGCCAGAGGACUGGGUGAGCCACAGGGAGCUGCACCAUCAAAAGGCCUACCACAGCCCGAGUGCUGAUGCUUCUGAUGAAGCCACACCUGCUGGGAGCCCUGUGGCAGGGCAAGACUCCACGGAUGCAGCCGACGGCCAGCCAUCACCAGAUCAGACCAAGACAAGUUUCCUGGCUAGUGGCUCGGUGCCGUCUGCCCUCUGUGUUGUAUUGUAACCAAGAGAAAAAGCGAACCUACGGGAUUCAUUCCUUUUAAUCAAUGGCAGCAAAGAAAAUUAAAAUGUUUUCAGUUGUGUA
Messenger RNA from Peromyscus maniculatus bairdii (prairie deer mouse), 2334 nucleotides. The record is from RefSeq and is a predicted model, not a curated record. NCBI's taxonomy places the organism in Eukaryota, Metazoa, Chordata, Mammalia, Rodentia, Cricetidae.